GACAGUACAGUCAGCUUGAUUUUUAUUGAGAAACCACGAUGGAUCGAUGGCGAGGACGUAUAGCCCUGGUGACAGGGGCGUCUGCUGGGAUAGGUGCUGCCAUAGCCUCCGCCCUGGUCGAGGCUGGCUUGAAGGUGGUUGGCUGUGGGAAGGACGUGGAGAGAAUACAGGAUCUUGCGGUCGAACUGAAAGAGAAUGUUGGUGCGUUAUUUGGUGGCUCCUUGCUCCCUCUGAGAUGCGAUGUGAGCAAGGAAGACAAUAUCCUGACCAUGUUUGAGACGAUUAAAGAGAUGUACGGCGGGGUGGACAUCUGUGUCAACUGUGCCGGGUUCUCACAUACGGAUGCCUCGUUACUUGAGGGAAACACGCAGAUCUGGCGCGAAAUGUUGGAGGUUAAUGUCUUGGCAUAUAGCAUUGUCGCCAGAGAAGCAAUCAAGUCGAUGCGAAUACGAGGCGUCCGGGAUGGACAUUUGGUUUAUAUCAAUAGUUCAGAUGCGCAUUAUACUCCGAGGGACCCACUCUGGCAUUUCUACUCGUCCACCAAAGCAGCCAUCAAAUGUCAAGUUGAAGGCAUGAGAUCGCACCUGAGACAACUCAAAAUAGAUAAUAUCAGAAUCACGGCAAUUAGUCCCGGGUUGGUGAAGAGUGUGGAUGAUGAUGACGAAGUCGAUAAUGAUGAUAAUCCUAACCAUGACCAUGGGCUUUUGGAGUGUUCCGAUGUAUCAGACGCCGUUGUAUAUGCACUUGGGACACCAUCACAUGUUCAGGUUUACGACUUAAUACUGGCAGGGAGGAACGAAGAUUCAUUCAAGAAUGGCGACACAGACGACAGCAAAGCUUGAAGGACAACUGCCUCAUCACAACUGAUGUGGAUAUAUAAUACAAAACAGAAUAUGUUAUCAUGUCGCAUUCUGAGACAGUCUUAAAUAUGAGCAGUGUCUCUUUGAGGCAAACUGAAGGGGUCAUUUAUGACUGCCUGACGUUUCACACAAGCUUUUGGGAUGUGCAUAAUAUUGGAGUGUCUCGGAGAAACAAAGCAACAAAAGACAAGAUAUCUGUACAAAAAUCUUUAUUGAAAAAAUUGCAUUAUUAGACUUUAAAACAUGUCUCAUCUCAGGGGCAUUUUGAAAAUUGGAACCUAUCGUCACAAACCGCAAGUCAGUAGUAUGAAAUGGGCCUGAUUGACUGUACAAAGGUUUGCUCUCUCAUUUUGUAAGGAAGUCCAACCUAAGUAGAAGAACAUCUAAAAUUUCACAUAUUCUGGUUGAGCUCUUUCACUACCAGUGAUCACAAUGCACAGAGUCACUUCUACACAUGACAUUCCAGCGUCAGCUUAACCCAUCUCUUCCAGUAUAUUAGCCAAUGUUACUGUUAACGUUGAUAGAGCAACCUGGCCCAAUGCAACACAUGUCAAUACACAGAAACAUUUUAUCAA
This is a messenger RNA of Lineus longissimus, 1435 nucleotides long. Its product is annotated as dehydrogenase/reductase SDR family member 11-like. The record is from RefSeq and is a predicted model, not a curated record. NCBI's taxonomy places the organism in Eukaryota, Metazoa, Nemertea, Pilidiophora, Heteronemertea, Lineidae. Bases 39 to 842 code for a protein of 267 amino acids. The transcript is spliced from 6 exons.